Messenger RNA from Coffea arabica (coffee), 1675 nucleotides. RefSeq lists its product as uncharacterized. NCBI's taxonomy places the organism in Eukaryota, Viridiplantae, Streptophyta, Magnoliopsida, Gentianales, Rubiaceae. The record is from RefSeq and is a predicted model, not a curated record. Gene Ontology annotation, cellular component: endoplasmic reticulum. Gene Ontology annotation, biological process: ubiquitin-dependent protein catabolic process. Gene Ontology annotation, molecular function: ubiquitin protein ligase activity.
UCCAAAAGUGCUAACCAAACGGUACCUCUCUUUUUUUUCUCCCUGCUUACAUUGGAAAGAAGGACUGGAAUGUUCUAAAGUAUUAGUUACGCCUCUGAAAUUUGUUUUCUGUUUAAGGAAGCGGGUCGACGCCCGCCGUCUCCGUCGCGUUUUAUCUUUCAGCAGGGGACGGUCGAAGCCGAGCCAUUAAUAUCGCCUUUCCGACUUUCCUCAUCUCCACCCCAAUUUAGUUUAGGAUGCUUUUUGCUUUUGGCAAUUUUAUUCGUUGGCUUUAAUCAAGGUUGUUCAUUUCGUCUUCAGUUCAAUCCGACUAUUAGUUGCCGUUUGAAUUGGUGGUUUAUGGUUUUUGAUGGCAAGUGAUAUUGGGAAAUCUGCUACUGCUACUAUGCCUGCUGGGACGGAGAACCUUUCUUCUUCAGGAACUGGUGAUGGGGAUGCAAGUGAUUUUGAAUGCAACAUUUGCUUUGAUAUAGCUCAGGAUCCCAUCGUCACCCUUUGCGGUCACUUGUACUGUUGGCCUUGUCUCUUUAGAUGGUUGCGCCACCACUCGCACUCACAUGAGUGCCCUGUUUGUAAGGCCCUGAUACAGGAGGAGAAGUUAGUUCCUCUGUACGGGCGAGGAAGGACUGCGACCGAUCCUAGGUCAAAACCUGUCCCUGGUGUAGAAAUUCCUGAUCGACCUGCAGGACAGAGACCCCAGACAGCUCCUCCUCCUCAUCCUCAUCCCGAUUCAGCUAACUUUCUGAAUUUUGGUUUGGGACUUGCUGGAGGAUUUCUACCGGUGAUGACUGCAGGGUUUGGUAGCUUUGCCAUGUUGGCUGGUUUUGGUGGGAUUUUGCCGUCGAUGUUCAGCUUUCAGAUUCACGGAUUUCCAACCGCACCUGUAUAUGGCACGGGUUCAGGAUAUCCACAUACUUAUCCUGGCGGUUAUUAUCAUGGUGCUAAUGUUCCCAGAGCUCCAAUGACUCCUCAAGGUUCACAGGCUGAAGAUAACAAGCUACUGAUCCUUCUCCUUAUAAUUCUCAGUCUGGUUGUUCUUUCCUUGAUAUGGUGAUGAGUGAUAAAUACGCAUUAUAGUUUUCAGUCUUACCAUUUUGUAAAUGUUGCGAGGCUUUGCCAGCCCUGCAUGCUGACUGUUAAAUUUGAAUCUUGAUAACAUCUCUGCCCCUUUUUUGCAUUCUUGGUGAGGUUCAUAUUUGGCACAUAACGCUCUUCUCUAAACGAAGUUCAACCUUCUGAGUUCAUGUUUACUACCUACUCAAUGGAAAAUGGAGGGAGGAGCUGUGGAGCGGUAAUAGUUAAAUCACAGCGAAACGACGCAGCUGCCAGUGCCAGGAGAUGAUUUGCCUUGCUCGAGUUGAGUUGGAGAUCACCCGUCUGUACACUGCUCUUUUCCUCUUUGGCACAUAGAUGUGGUACCACGUUUUUCUGAUGCUGUGAUGCAAUCGGUACUUUGUUGGAAUGGGGAAGCAUUCGCAGCGAUGCAGUACGCAUUUUUGCGUCGUGUGAACUGUGAAUAUUAAAGACGAAGUGCAAAGUCAGGACAUUGCGAAAUGGAGAAGGAAAUUCUGUUGAAAGUCAGGAGGACUUUUCUACAAUUAUAUGUAAUGACAAAGUUCUGAUGGUAACUGUUUCAUCUGCCUCAAAAAGAAAAAAUUGUAGAACUUUCGUAAAA